ACAACUCAAGAACGACAUCUCAUCCAAAGAGAUCGAGCAUCCAAGCAUUCACUAGGCCUUCUCCUCGGGGGAGGAGAAGGCUCUGGUGAGGAAGAUAGACUUAAGCCUAUUGCCAACAAUCUGGGUCAUGUACCUGCUUUCCUACUUGGACAGAACCAAAUCUCCGGAAUGCAAACCGAUCUCAACCUGUCCUCCAACCAAUAUUCAGUUCCCUUGGUGGUAUUCUUCGUCGGCUAUGUUAUUUUCGAGGUACCAAGCAACCUUGUCCUAGGUCGCACACGCCCGUCCAUAUCCCUUCCCAGCAUCAUGCUUGUCUGGGGAACUCUGACAUGUCUCAUGGCUGUUGUCAAGGAGUUCAGGCAUCUCGUGGUUCUCCGUGUCUUGAUUGGAUGUGUCGAAGCUGGCUUUGCCCCUGGUGUGCUUCUUGUGCUGUCAUCCUGGUACAAGCGAACCGAACAGUCUAAGAGAUUCGGUGUCUACAUUUCCGCGGCCAUUCUUUCGGGUGCAUUCGGUGGCUUGCUGGCCGCUUUGAUUGUGAAAUAUCUCGAAGGUGUGCAUGGGAUUCGGGGAUGGAGAUGGUUAUUCAUCGUCGAGGGCGCAGCCACGAUUGGAUGGGCGCUCGUGGCCGGAUAUAUGUCUUCUAACCUCGGGUCUCAUUUUUGCCAGGUAAUUGUUGGCUCCAGCACGCUCACUUACUUUUACCCCACACUCGUCAAGGGUCUUUUCGGCAAUGCGUCCACAGAGAAAAUCAAUUUCCUAACCAUGCCAAUCUAUGAAGUUGCAUUUAUCUGUACAGCUAUCACUGCCUACUUCAGCGACAAGAUCCCAGCGUGGCGAGGUCUGGUUAUCGCUUGCUGGCUCACAUUCUCGUUGAUCUGCUCGAUCGUUAUCUGUGUGGCAACUAAUGCUGGUACCCUGGCCUUUGCCUCGUCCGCAUUUGCUGGCAUGCAUGCCCAGGCGCGCGGUGUGAGUCUGGCGCUGGUCAAUGUCCUUGGAAAUUUGUCUGAGAUUUAUGGCUCAUAUCUCUUCCCUAACUCAGAUCGCCCCAAAUACAUCAAGGGCUUCUCCGUCAUAUCUGCAAUGUUGGUGGUAGGAAUAGUCGUUUUCAGUGGGUUGCAUAUCUGGUUCAGACGAAACACAAAGGCUUUGGCUGGGGCAUGA
Messenger RNA from Penicillium subrubescens, 1161 nucleotides. RefSeq lists its product as uncharacterized. Gene Ontology annotation, biological process: transmembrane transport. NCBI's taxonomy places the organism in Eukaryota, Fungi, Ascomycota, Eurotiomycetes, Eurotiales, Aspergillaceae. Gene Ontology annotation, molecular function: transmembrane transporter activity. Gene Ontology annotation, cellular component: membrane. The record is from RefSeq and is a predicted model, not a curated record. The transcript has 6 exons. The annotation marks the transcript as partial.